Messenger RNA from Anoplophora glabripennis (Asian longhorned beetle), 1659 nucleotides. It is a transcript of the gene nAChRalpha1, whose product is annotated as acetylcholine receptor subunit alpha-like 1. Gene Ontology annotation, molecular function: acetylcholine-gated monoatomic cation-selective channel activity; transmembrane signaling receptor activity. Gene Ontology annotation, cellular component: postsynaptic membrane; neuron projection; synapse. The record is from RefSeq and is a predicted model, not a curated record. Lineage: Eukaryota; Metazoa; Arthropoda; Insecta; Coleoptera; Cerambycidae. Gene Ontology annotation, biological process: nervous system process; regulation of membrane potential; chemical synaptic transmission. The transcript is spliced from 8 exons. The coding region runs from base 1 to 1659 and encodes 552 amino acids.
AUGGAGCUAUUGCUCGCCCUGUCAUGGAUAAUGCUAGGAGGACUGGCUCCGACGCCGAGCGUCGCCAAUCCAGACGCCAAGAGGCUCUACGAUGAUCUACUCUCCAACUACAACCGCCUCAUCCGACCCGUAGGCAACAACUCGGACCGACUCACCGUGAAGAUGGGCCUCCGGCUUUCGCAGCUCAUUGACGUGAAUCUCAAGAACCAAAUCAUGACCACCAACGUAUGGGUCGAACAGGAAUGGAAUGACUAUAAGUUAAAAUGGAAUCCUGACGACUAUGGUGGUGUGGAAACUCUCCACGUUCCUUCCGAACAUAUUUGGCUUCCAGACAUCGUCCUUUAUAAUAACGCUGAUGGGAACUACGAGGUGACGAUAAUGACUAAAGCAAUCCUUCACCACACGGGCAAAGUAAUAUGGAAACCGCCCGCCAUAUAUAAAUCAUUCUGCGAGAUUGACGUGGAGUACUUCCCCUUCGAUGAGCAGACGUGCUUCAUGAAGUUCGGCUCGUGGACUUACGACGGGUACAUGGUCGAUCUACGACAUCUACAACAAGUCCAAGACUCCAACAAGAUCGACGUAGGCAUAGACCUGCAAGAUUACUACAUAUCAGUGGAGUGGGACAUCAUGAAGGUCCCCGCUGUACGCAACGAAAAAUACUACUCCUGCUGCGAGGAGCCCUACCCUGACAUCAUCUUCAACAUCACCUUGAGAAGGAAGACCCUCUUCUACACGGUGAACCUCAUUAUUCCCUGCGUGGGGAUAUCGUUCCUGUCCAUACUGGUGUUUUACCUUCCUUCAGACUCCGGGGAAAAGGUGUCGCUCUCCAUCUCGAUCCUGCUAUCUCUCACUGUGUUCUUCUUACUGCUGGUGGAGAUCAUCCCUCCUACUUCCAUUACAGUGCCUCUGCUAGGAAAAUACCUCCUCUUCACAAUGUUGUUGUGCACACUCUCAGUCGUUAUCACCAUAGCCGUUUUGAACGUAAACUUCAGGUCGCCAGUGACGCACAAGUUGGCCCCAUGGGUGCGAGCCUGCUUCAUCGACUUCCUGCCCAAGUUCCUGUUCAUUGAGAGACCCAAGAAAGACGACGACGACAAGGGGCAGGACAGUAUGUUAACGGACGUAAUCCAGGUGCCCAUAAUGGACAAAUUUUUUACUUGCCGUUACACUCAAAUAAAGCUAGAAUACUUUGAUCCAGGUCUUCCACCCCCUAGGUUCGAGGUGCCACCGCCAAGCGGUUUGGGAUCCUGCUUCGGAGAACCGCCAUUCCCCCUUCCUCUCUCAGGUGGCGACGAGGAAUUAUAUAGCCCUGCAAGUUGCAGGACGAACACCUUUGACGGCACCAGCGACAUCAGCCCGUCCUUCGACAAGAUGGACAUCCACGAUAUGGAGAAAACAAUCGCGGAUUCGAGGUUUAUUGCUCAACACGUUAGAAAUAAGGACUCUUUCGAGAAUGUAGAGGAAGACUGGAAAUACGUGGCAAUGGUCCUGGACCGAUUGUUCCUUUGGAUCUUCACCCUAGCCUGCGUCGUAGGCACAGGCAUCAUAAUUUUCAACGCCCCCUCCCUCUACGACACCACUAAGCCCAUCGAUGUACUCAUUUCAAAAGUGGCAAAGAAAAAAAUGGCGCUGCUCAAAAUGGUGCCGGAAGAGUUGUAG